Messenger RNA from Necator americanus (New World hookworm), 666 nucleotides. RefSeq lists its product as uncharacterized. The record is from RefSeq and is a predicted model, not a curated record. The transcript has a single exon. NCBI's taxonomy places the organism in Eukaryota, Metazoa, Nematoda, Chromadorea, Rhabditida, Ancylostomatidae. Bases 1 to 666 code for a protein of 221 amino acids.
AUGCAACUAGCGUUUCUGGAUUUUGAAGCCGCGUUCGACUCUCCUCACCGAGGCCGUCUUCUGAACGCACUUCGCGCCGAUGGAGCACCACGAAAGUUCGUUCGCUUGCUUGAUGACAUGAAUCAACGAACAACUGCUGCAGUUCGGACACCAGCCGGAUGUACAACACCGUUUGAAGUGGUAAGACAAGGGGCGGUAGCAGGACCCUUCCUGUUCAAUUUCGCCAUUGAUGACAUUAUGCGAAGAACAGUCGACCAGUGUCCUGCCGACAUUGUCUUAGCACCAUCAUUGUGCCCCUUGACUGACCUCGAGUACACCGACGAUGUUGUUAUAAACUUCAAGAAACUUCAACAUGUUGUCAACCUUGUAUCGAAGCUGGCUGCAGCCUAUGGACUACUUCUACGAUCUGACAAAUGCAAGCAGAUGUGGAUCUCUUCGAGACCUCGAACGGAAAUCAGGGUGGACGGACAACCGAUAGAACUCGUCGAUGAGUUCUGUUAUCUGGGCUGCACGCUGAAGAACAACGGCAACUACGAGAGAGAUGUUCAGCAAAGAUGCGCUAAGGCCACUUCUGCAUUUAACUCCUUAAGGAAAUGCUUGUGGUCGACCCCAUCACCAACGAAGUCAAGCUGCCAGUCUACCUGUCCGCAAUUCGCCCCAUCAUGA